Messenger RNA from Onychostruthus taczanowskii (white-rumped snowfinch), 5140 nucleotides. It is a transcript of the gene POLK, whose product is annotated as DNA polymerase kappa. Gene Ontology annotation, cellular component: nucleus. Gene Ontology annotation, molecular function: damaged DNA binding; DNA-directed DNA polymerase activity. Bases 333 to 2897 code for a protein of 854 amino acids. Gene Ontology annotation, biological process: error-prone translesion synthesis. The record is from RefSeq and is a predicted model, not a curated record. Lineage: Eukaryota; Metazoa; Chordata; Aves; Passeriformes; Passeridae. The transcript has 15 exons.
CAAACCGGCGGGACUCGGAGGACAGUUGAGGGGGUUGAGCGCCAAUUUUUUCCCUAAUCAAACAUGGUGGAGGCGGCGGGGAGGGGCGGGAGCUGGUACCGGCUCUGGGUGAAACGAGAGGGGAAGGCGAGGCGUUCGGAGGCGCGCGGGUUGCGCUCGCCCGGCGGCGCGCGAAGGCGGGCAAGGCAGGGCAGGCGCAGGCGCAGUGGUGCGUCAGCGUUCCGCUUCGGCUGCCGCGAGUGUCCUGCCUGCCGUUUAUUAAACCGCUUUCGUAGUUUAGGGAAAGAAACGAUAUUAAGUCAUAAAACAGGUACUUGUUUUCAAGAAAUACAAUGGAUGACAUGCAAAAAGUUUCUAACAGCUCUUGCAAUGAUGGAUUUCUACUUAGAAUGGGCCUUAAUGAUAACAAAGCUGGAAUGGAGGGUUUGGAUAAGGAGAAGAUCAAUAAAAUCAUCAUGGAAGCUACCAAGGGGUCUAAAUUUUAUGAAAAUGAACUUAAGAAAGAUCAACAAGUUAACCAACGAAUUGAAAAAAUGAUGCAGCUGAAAGAGAAAAUUACAGCACAACAGCUCUUGAAAGCACAGAUGCAGGUGGACAAACUUGUGAUAGAACUGGAACAGAACCGUAACCUUAGCAGUACAAUUGUACACAUUGACAUGGAUGCCUUCUAUGCAGCUGUGGAAAUGAGAGACAAUCCAGAGCUGAAGGAAAAACCUAUAGCAGUGGGAUCAAUGAGUAUGUUGUCCACCUCAAAUUACCAUGCUAGAAGAUUCGGGGUGCGUGCAGCCAUGCCAGGAUUUAUUGCUAAAAGGUUAUGUCCACAUCUAACUAUAGUACCACUAAACUUUGAAAAAUACGGCAAAGUGAGUAGAGAGGUUAGAGAAAUACUGGCUGAAUAUGAUCCCAAUUUUAUGCCUAUGGGCCUAGAUGAAGCCUACCUGAACAUAACAGAACACUUGGAGGAAAGGCUGAACUGGCCUGAAGAUAGAAGAAGGUUCUUUUUUAAUACAGAAAGCACUACAGGAAUAGAUAAAGAUUGUAUGAAUGUGUCUGCCAAAUUUAAUGAAGGUGAAGUCUCUUCUUCACCAGUACUGUUUGAAGACAACUCAUCUCUGAUGGAUGGCGAACAUGAACAAAGAGGUCUGUCAGUGGAAAACUCAGUUGUCUUUGGAACUUCUGCAGAGGAAGUUGUGAAGGAAAUUCGCUUUAGGAUUGAGCAGAAAACUCAACUGACUGCUAGUGCAGGAAUAGCACCAAAUACAAUGUUAGCAAAAAUGUGCAGUGAUCGUAAUAAGCCUAAUGGCCAAUACAGAAUUUCUCCUGAGAGACUAGCAGUGCUAGACUUCUUAAAAGAUUUGCCCAUUAGAAAGGUGCCAGGUAUUGGAAAAGUAACAGAGAAGAUGUUAAAAGCCCUUGGAAUUGUAACUUGCUCAGAACUUUACCAGCAGAGGGCGCUGCUUUCUCUUCUUUUUUCAGAAGUAUCUUGGCGUCAUUUCUUGGAUAUUUCCCUUGGCUUGGGCUCAACACAUUUGGAAAAGGAUGGAGAAAGAAAAAGUAUGAGCACUGAAAGAACAUUCAGUGAAAUAAACACAGCAGAAGACCAGUACAGUUUGUGUCGAGAGCUCUGCAGAGACCUUGCUCAAGACUUACAGAAAGAGGGACUUAAGGGUAAAACAGUUACAUUGAAGCUUAAGAAUGUGAACUUCGAAGUUAAAACAAGAGCUUCAACUGUGCUGUCUUCUGUUUCUACUGAGGAGGAAAUAUUUACUGUUGCUAAAGAUUUGUUAGGAACAGAAAUUGGUAGUGUUGCUCCUCACCCUCUACGGAUAAGACUUAUGGGUGUACGAGUAUCAGGAUUUCUAACAGAAGAAGAAAAGAAAUACCAACAAAAAAGCAUUACUAGUUUCUUAAAAUCAGGAAAAGAAAUUGGUUUCUUUAGGCUUCAGCCAGAGAAGUCCAACCAAGAGUAUUUCACAAAAAAUUCAGAAGCACCUCAUAGAAGGAGUUUUUUUGAUCAAAAGCGAGCAGCAAGACAGCUAAACAGUAAUGAUGAUAAAUCACCAGCAAAUUUUGUGGAAGAAACAAAGAAAGUCACAGAUUUACCGAAUUCUAAUGUUUGUAAGAUCUUCACAUGUCCUGUGUGCUUUGAGAAGCAAAGCAGCAAUAAUUUGGAAGAACUUAAUAGACACAUUGAUGAGUGCCUCAGUGGGAUGUGUGUUAAAGAUACUAUGGAAAUAUCCAAGAACGACAGUUCAAGAAAAAAUACAUCUAACUUUCUUCCACAAUUUAAAAGUGAGUGGGUUGAUAAAUGUCAAAAAAAUGAAACAGAUCAAUUAUCAGGAAGAGACCAGUCUGCAAGUUUAUCUGACAGCUCUACUGACAAUAGCACAGAAAAAUUUGGUCAGAUAAUACCUGAUAAAUCUCCCAGAGAACGACAGCCUAGCAAUCUCAGUGACAUUGCUAGAAAUGUGUGUAUGAAACAGUGUCUCUUCCCCAAACUAAUAUCACAAGACAGUGAAGACCAUUUUGACAAGACUGAAGAUACAGAAGGAAGUAGUUCAUCCUGUUUCUUUGAAGCCAAAGAAGACAGUGUUCUUGUUUGUCCAGUUUGUAAUUUGGAACAGAAAACCACUAAUCUUAUGUCAUUUAACAGACAUGUUGAUGUCUGCUUAAAUAAAGGCCUUAUCCAGGAGCUGAUAGAAAAAGAGGAUUUUCCUACUAAGACAUAUAAUAUGAAAAACUCAAACAGAGUUUUCUCUGGAGGUUUAAGCAAAGGGCAGCCAUGCACAAAUCCAUCACAAGGAACAAAAAGGUCUGGACUAACAGCUUCACAGUCAGUAUCAAAAAAACCCAAGUCAAGCAAUUCCAAACAUACAAUCAAAAUGUUUUUUAAAUGACUGUGUAGCAAACGUGUUCUAUAUGAAGCAUUUCAUAGAGUUUUAUGACUGCAAGUUAAUUUAGCAUUGGCAGUAGGCUGGAUUCAGGUUCCUGUCAUUUUGGAACCAUUCCAUAUCUGUGUAAUAAGAACAUGAUGUCUGAGAUGAAAGAAGCGAUAAAAUGAAGGGUUUUUUCUUUUCUUUUCUUUGAAGAAUAAUACUUCUUUUCCCAAUUGUUUCCACGAAUCAGAAUUUGCUAGCACUUUGAUUUAGCUCCCUAGAAUACACAUGAAUUACUAGCUAGGGUGCUGCACUCUACUUGCUGAAGGCCAUCUUCCCACACCUGAACUUCUGUCUUCCCUAUUGUAAAAAUAAAAUAGUGAGAUUAACUGUGCGAAAACAGAGUUGAGUUGCUGGAUUUCAGCUAAUGUCUGUCUUCAUAGUGGACACAAAAAUGUGUUAGUCUCGCAGUUGCACAGGGUAAGAACAAGAACUUAGAGCACUAUGAAGCUCUUAUUGUUACUGAAAAUUACUAAAGUAAGAGUUGAUUGACCAGAUCUGAAGGACUCGUCGUGGUGAGAUGUGGGAGGCCAUGGGUCGGGCCUUGAAGUAGGAAUAUCCUGGGAAGAAACUGCUUUCUAGUUUAGGGUGAGAAACUAAAACAUUUUCCCAAGGUUCUCCAUUCCUCUCUGUAAGUCUAGCUUCAUCACUCAAAUAAUACUCCCUUCUCUGUUCUAGAAGAUUCUGUACCUCCUGUUCGCCCAUUGGCCCCUGUUCAGCACCACUACCCUCUCUGCUCUCCAUUGGCUAUAAUUGUGUCACUCCUUCCCAGCUCCUCCCUUCUCCCCUAUCCCCAUUGCUUUUUUGUAUCCAAACCCCUCCACUCAUCCCUGGUUAUAUACUUCAUCCCCUCACGGCUCUCAGUGUCUUGUGCAUGGGUCCCGUGUGCCUCUGUGAGAGAGAGCAAUAUCCUCACUCCGCGGCUCCUUGAUCUUGAGACCCUUCAACUGUGGUUAUGGACCUUCCAAUUCAUCCUACCUUCCACCUCACCUGGACUCUACUUUCCCUGGACCCUCCACUGGUGCUGUAAUAAAACCCAGUUGGAUGCCUCGAGUCAAGAGCCCUCCUUCAUUCUCUGGUUGAGUGUGCAUUUGUUCCAUCUGAGUGUAAGGUGGGCUGGAGAAGUUGGUCAUCUGGACCGGGAGGGGAUUGCUCUCGGGAAGGCAGUCACCCCAACAGCACCUGCCCAGGGGUUCCCGCAGUGAGAUAUACAGUGACUUCACUUAUUUAAAAAUAUUUUAAAAUCUGUUGAUUGAGAGGAUCCCUCCAGGAUAGUCAGAAAAGUGCUGUUUGAUCUUUGGCCUUUCCAGAUGGACUGAAAACUUUUUUACAGUUUGAAAUUGUUACCAGUGAGUAACACUAAAUUUACUCUAAAGGAAAGGUUUAAUGGUGCAAUAAUAAUGAAUGAUGUGCAAAUACAAGAUAAUGAACUUUCUUAUUGUUUAGCUAUCUUCCUCUUUUAAAUUAUUUUGUGUUUCUGAAUUAAGUGAAUUCUGUGAGUGCAUAUGUGGAAAGAGGAAUCUAAGUGCAAAUAUUUAAAAUGCUCUGUUUAGAUUUUUUUCUGUUCACACCAAAUUGUUUAAAGACAUUUUAUUAUAAUUAAAUAUUUAUCAGACAAAUAAUUUAUUAUAACAGCAUAUUUCUUAGAAGUUAUACAAACAGUGCCAUGCCCUGUAGGAAAUAUAAAUUGCUUUUUUAACUCUAAGGUCUUUUAAAGAGCAGGCUGCAGUAGAAGCAUCUAUUUUGCUGUUCAACUGUAUUGGGAUUUGCUUGCUUUUUAAACAAACCAAUGUAUACGUGGUAUGUAUUAGCUGCCCAAGCUCAGUUCAGAAUAUGCUUUCCUGUUUCCAGAAUUGCUGGAAUGAUUACACCAUCUCUACCUGCUUACCUUUUUGUUUGUCAGAUGCCACUGUGCCCACAGCUCUGUCAUUUGAAUUCAUGUCAGUGCUCCCUUAUCUUCUUUGGACCAAAUCAGCAGGACUGGUUCAGACUGUAAAUUGAUUCAGUCAACUGCUUCAAACUGGGUCAGUGAGCACUAAGCAUGAGCUGUUCUAUUGACAGACAUGGGAACUUCUGGUAGGAAGGAUGUAAAAGCAACUGAGGGAACAUAAGUGUGCCAACUGCUGUUUAGAAAAAACUGCUGUUUAGAAAGUGAAUGCUUAUUCCUUUUUUAGUUUGUAUCUCUGAUUCAAUAAAGUGUAGCA